Andrographis paniculata is the source of this 2328-nucleotide messenger RNA. RefSeq lists its product as uncharacterized. The coding region runs from base 1 to 2328 and encodes 775 amino acids. The record is from RefSeq and is a predicted model, not a curated record. Gene Ontology annotation, molecular function: nucleic acid binding. NCBI's taxonomy places the organism in Eukaryota, Viridiplantae, Streptophyta, Magnoliopsida, Lamiales, Acanthaceae. The transcript has 6 exons.
AUGACUGCAUGCCACCUUCUUUUGGGACGACCAUGGCAAUUUGAUAGACGUGUUUUGUACGAUGGAUAUAAGAAUCAAAUAUCGUUCACUAAAGGUCACAAGAAGCUGAGCAUUUCCGCCCUUCCACUCGAGACCGUCCGUCGUGAUGCUGAACAUUUACAUAGGACUAUGCGAGAUGCGGAAAAAUCAAAAGGGGCUGUUGUUACCGUUUCGGCGAAACCUUCCGAGGGAGAUGAUAGCAAGCUGAUGCUUAGUCUCAAAGAGUUCAACAAAGAAGUUUGCCAAAACAACUUGCUUAAAGAGUUUGAGGAUGUUUUCCGGAUGAUAUACCACCUGGAUUACCACCAUUGCGAGGCAUCGAACAUCGUGUUGAUUUUGCACCGGGUUCAUCAAUCCCCAAUAGGCCAGCUUAUAGGUGAUAAUUCAUGGCGUAUGUGUGUUGAUUGCAGAGCCGUCAAUGCAAUUACUGUGAAAUACCGACAUCCAAUCCCUCGAUUGGAUGAUAUGCUUGACGAGUUGCAUGGAGCACGAUUGUUUACAAAAAUUGACUUAAAGAGUGGGUACCAUCAAAUUCGUAUGCAACCCGAAGAUGAGUGGAAAACAACUUUUAAAACUAAGUUUGGGUUGUACGAGUGGCUAGUCAUGCCAUUCGGGUUGACAAACGCGCCGAGCACUUUCAUGCGGUUGAUGAACCAUGUGUUGAGAGAAUUUAUUGAAAAGUUUGUGGUGGUAUACUUUGAUGACAUACUUGUCUAUAGUACUUGUUUGGAAGACCAUCUAGGACAUGUUAGGCAAGUUUUUCAUGCAUUAAGAAAUGCUAAAUUGUAUGGUACGUUAAAUAAAUGCAUUUUCCGCACUAAUAAAAUUAUUUUCCUUGGCUUUGUUGUAGGUGCAGAUGGUCUUAAGGUUGAUGAAUCUAAAGUUGCUGUAAUCCGGGAAUGGAAAAAAUGUACAAGUGUGGCCGAUGUCCGGAGGUUCCUUGGAAUGUAUGGAUUCUUUAGGCGAUUCGUACCACACUUUAGUGUGAUAGCAGCCCCAUUGACCUCCCUUUUAAAGAAGAAUGUUCCAUUUAAGUGGGAGGCAAGUCACGAAGCAUCCUUUGAGAAGCUUCGGGAUAGUUUGACACAUGCUCCGGUUUUGGCACUACCCGAUUUUGAACGAGCUUUUGAAGUCCAAUGUGAUGCUAGUGGAGUUGGUAUAGGUGAAGUACUAUUACAAGAAGGACGACCGAUUGCUUAUUAUAGUGAGAAAUUCAAUGGAGCAACCCUUAAUUACUCGACAUACGACAAGGAAUUAUAUGCGGUUGUGCAAGCCCUGAGAGUUUGGCAACAUUACUUGCUGCCAAAGGAGUUCGUGAUUCACACGGAUCAUGAGACCCUCAAGCAUUUGCGUGGGCAGCAGCAACUCAAUCAGCGUCAUGCUCGGUGGGUAAGCUUUAUUGAGCAAUUUCCAUAUGUGAUUAAGUAUAAACAAGGGAAAGAGAACGUAGUUGCUGAUGCACUCUCUCGAAGGAAGUGUGAGAAGCAUGGUUUGAUGAUUAUUAUAAGCAUGAUGGCUAUUUGUUUCAUGGAUAGUCAUGGUAGUCAUAUGCUUGGACAUUUUGGUAGACAUGCUACAUUUGAUGUUCUUAGCGUUCACUUUUACUGGCCUCAUAUGCGUAAACAUGUUGAUUCUUUUGUUGAUAAGUGUCUUGCAUGUAGAGUGGCGAAGAGUACUUUGAAGCCCCAUGGUAUGUAUACUCCUCUUCCCACUCCGGAAGGCCCUUGGUUAGAUAUUUCUAUGGAUUUUGUUCUUGGUUUAUCUCAGACACCGCGUGCUAAAGACUCAAUUUUUGUUGUGGUUGAUAGAUUUUCCAAGAUGGCUCACUUUAUACCUUGUGCGAAAACGACAGAUGCUAGUCAUGUGGCAAAGCUUUUCUUUCGAGUGGUUGUGAAAUUGCAUAGGGUCCCAAAAACUAUUGUAUCUGACAGGGAUGUAAAAGAACGCUUUCCGGAGCUGCGGCGUAGGAAACUUUCUCCUCAUGGAGCUGGUCCAUUUCGUGUGUUGGAGCGCAUAAACGAUAACGCAUACCGGAUUGCACUUCCGGAAGACUUGGGCGUGAAUGCGACUUUCAACGUAGCCAAUUUGAGCCUUUUUGAUCACGCUGAAGAUGCUACUUGCCUUGAGUACAAGGCAGCCAAAAAUGCUACUACUAGCCUUGAGGACAAGGCAGCCGAAGGGGGAGAGGAUGACACGGCUCCGGAUCACCCGAACCCAAACUUAGACGGACCGAUUGCAACCCGAACCCAGUCGAAGCUACUUGUUUGCUUGGAGGUUGUGAUCCUUUGA